GUUUCAUAUACAGUGACGCAGAUAGGGUUUUAGAGAGACACAGAGACAGGGCGAGACCGUUGGGGACAGGAUGGGUAUUUCAAGGGACUCCAUGCACAAGAGGCGUGCCACCGGUGGCAAGAAAAAAGCCUGGAGGAAGAAGCGCAAGUAUGAACUUGGUCGUCAGCCUGCAAAUACUAAGCUCUCAAGCAACAAGACAGUAAGGAGAAUCCGUGUUAGAGGUGGAAAUGUGAAGUGGAGGGCCUUGAGAUUGGAUACAGGGAAUUAUUCAUGGGGUAGUGAGGCUGUCACUUGCAAGACCCGUAUCCUUGAUGUGGUCUACAAUGCCUCAAACAAUGAACUUGUUAGAACACAAACACUUGUGAAGAGUGCCAUUGUUCAGGUGGAUGCAGCUCCCUUUAAGCAAUGGUACCUUCAACACUAUGGUGUUGACAUUGGUAGGAAGAAGAAGGCGACUGCUAAGAAGGAAACGAUGGAGGAGGGGGAAGGUGUUGCAGAGGAAACUAAGAAGAGCAACCAUGUACAGAGGAAGCUCGAGAAGCGGCAGAAAGAACGUAAUCUUGAUCCCCAUAUUGAAGAGCAGUUCGGUGGUGGUAGGUUGUUGGCCUGCAUCUCUUCCCGUCCUGGUCAAUGUGGGAGAUCCGAUGGGUAUAUAUUGGAAGGGAAAGAGCUAGAGUUCUAUAUGAAGAAAAUCCAGAAAAAGAAAGGAAAGGGUGCUACUGGUGCUGCUGCUUAAUCCUACUGUUUUAUCUUUCCGAUAGGUUAUGGCUACCCAUUGACGAGGUUGGUAUAACACAUUUUUGCUGAUACUUGAUUGGUGACUAAUUGAAUGAUGCCUAUACAUGUCUGAGCAUCAUUACUUACAACAUUUGUUGCCACAGAUUUUGGGUUUGAUUAUUCUAUUCUCAAUUUUUUCUA
Messenger RNA from Corylus avellana, 918 nucleotides. Its product is annotated as small ribosomal subunit protein eS8. The record is from RefSeq and is a predicted model, not a curated record. Gene Ontology annotation, biological process: translation. NCBI's taxonomy places the organism in Eukaryota, Viridiplantae, Streptophyta, Magnoliopsida, Fagales, Betulaceae. Gene Ontology annotation, cellular component: ribosome. Gene Ontology annotation, molecular function: structural constituent of ribosome.